CCACAAGUAACAGGACCAAUGUUCCUAUGUUCUCGUAACAUGCAGAGAAUUAUUCAAGCAGUCUGUCGUGGGUCGGUACCGACGUUUACCUCCAUAGAACAGAAAUGUUAUAAAAGACGUACAUUUCCGAGGAAACAUAUUAUCCAUUCACAGCUCUACAACAAUGUUCGCUCGUAUCUCAGCCUUCUCUCUCGCCAUCUUGGCUCUGCCUCUCCUUGUGGCCAGCAGUGCCGUCCCAAGGCAAGACACCAAUACCACCGUUACCGGCGGCAAGUGCAACACCGGCUCGGCCCAGUGCUGCAAGUCAGUUCAGGACCCCAAGUCCGACGCUGUCCAGAACGCCCUCGGCGUUUUGGGGAUUCCUAUCGGUGAAAUCACCGCCAAUGUCGGUCUCACCUGCACCCCCAUCACCGUUCUUGGCCUCGGCACUACUUCGUGCGUUAACCAGCCCGUGUGCUGUGACAAUAACAACUUCAACGGAGUUGUUGCUCUGGGCUGCACCCCCAUCAACGUGGUUCUUUAAGCGUUAUCCUAGUCUAC
Messenger RNA from Desarmillaria tabescens, 540 nucleotides. Its product is annotated as hydrophobin-251. Gene Ontology annotation, cellular component: fungal-type cell wall. The record is from RefSeq and is a predicted model, not a curated record. Gene Ontology annotation, molecular function: structural constituent of cell wall. Lineage: Eukaryota; Fungi; Basidiomycota; Agaricomycetes; Agaricales; Physalacriaceae. Bases 164 to 523 code for a protein of 119 amino acids. The transcript has 4 exons.